Rhodamnia argentea is the source of this 2110-nucleotide messenger RNA. Its product is annotated as auxin-responsive protein IAA26-like. The coding region runs from base 711 to 1841 and encodes 376 amino acids. NCBI's taxonomy places the organism in Eukaryota, Viridiplantae, Streptophyta, Magnoliopsida, Myrtales, Myrtaceae. Gene Ontology annotation, cellular component: nucleus. Gene Ontology annotation, biological process: regulation of DNA-templated transcription. Gene Ontology annotation, molecular function: protein binding. The transcript has 6 exons. The record is from RefSeq and is a predicted model, not a curated record.
AGACCCUUUUAAAGGGGGAGGUCAGACAUAGCACGCUUUUGCUUGUUGAGCUGGACAAUCCGACGUUUAUUUAGGGGACGAGGCCGGGGGUUGCGUGCAUAGUGCUCUCAAAAUCCCAUUUUUCCUGUUCUGGGUUUUUUGGGCAAAGGGAAUCUUUAUCAUCUUCUGUCCCUCUUUUUCUCUUGCCUCCUCUUCUUCUUCAUCUGAGAAAAUCACCCUUCCUUUACAAUAUACCUUCCUAUCUCGCAUAAAGAGAGAGAGAGAGAGAGAGAGAGAGGAGGUGUAUCCACUAAGCGUGCCAAUAAUUAAAACCAAAGUCAUAUAUCAUUCCUCCCUAUCAUAGCUCUCUUUAUUUGCUUUUGGGAGAGCGUUGAUCAUUGCUAGUUUUCUCUCUCUUUCGCUUUUGCUUGGUGGGGGUUUUUGUUUUUGUAUCUGUUCUUCUCGGGCUGGUUAUAAGAACCUAAGAUAUGGGUGGUUUUUUCAGUUUGUGCUCCUUGUGUUUCCCUCGAGUGUUUUGAUUCUCUGAAAGGCCGUGUCUCGUUCUUGAUACCUGGUUAAUGCUUUUGGCUGGUUUUUAAGGAUGUGGGUCUUCGUGACUCUUUGCGUUGGCUGAGUAGCUACGAUUCCUAGGAUAGUGAAACAAGUACGUUUUUUUCUUUUUGCCCUCCCUCAACCAGUCACUUUUGAGUCUCUCUUCUGGGUGGUAGCAUAUGGAAGGAGUUUCAGGAAAUGGACUGGCCGGUCCUCAACUACUGGAUUUGAUGCCCAAUAACAGAGAAUGGCUUGUGAUGAUUGAUGGAGCCAAAGCUCGUGGUUCUUCAGAAGAGAAAAAGCUGGAGCUCAGACUUGGUCCACCAGGCACUGAUGACUGGUGCAACCUAAAACAGGACACGAACAGCAAGAGAAGAGACGAGGCACUCCUCUCCUUCGGCCGCUUGCCUUCCAUGGCAUCCGCACAAAUCGCCGCCAACAAUGGUGGGCACCAAGCCCACAAGUUUGGCUCCUCAGAAGCGCUGGCAUCUCCAUGGCCUGGUACAAGUUACAAAGAGAAUUGCCAAAAACUGCAAGAGCAAGAGCAGAUGAAGCCACCCAGGUCAUAUCACCAGUUCCCAUCAACGAUCUCUCAGGGCAAGAACUUGCCUUUCUCGCCUAAGGAGGCUUCACAGUCCAACUGCAACCAUAAAGGUUUGAACUUGCAGGAUUCAGGAGUGAAGAAGGCAUUUUCACAAGCCUCUGCCUCUGCCUCUGCUGCAAAUACAGCUGUUCCCAGUGUCUCUCAGAAAAGAACUGCGCCUGCUCCAGUGGUGGGGUGGCCUCCAAUUCGUUCAUUCAGGAAAAACAUCACCAGCAACAGUUCCGCCAAACCAUCUCCUGAGCCUCAAAAUGACACCCCAAACAAGGUAGCUAGGGAAGACAAACCCGUCGAAACCUGCGAAAAGAAGGGCAUGUUUGUGAAGAUCAACAUGGAUGGUGUCCCCAUUGGAAGGAAAGUUGAUCUCAAAGCCUAUGACAGCUAUGAGAAGCUGUCAUCUGCUGUUGAUGAACUCUUCAGAGGCCUUCUUGCAGCCCAACAAGAUUCCUCAGCUGGUGGAAUCAACAAGAAGCAAGAGGAGGAGAAACCAAUUACAGGUGUAUUGGAUGGGAGAGGGGAAUAUACCCUUGUUUAUGAGGAUAAUGAAGGAGACAGGAUGCUUGUUGGGGAUGUGCCAUGGCGCAUGUUUGUAUCCACCGUCAAGCGAUUGCGGGUGCUGAAAAGCUCUGAAGUUUCCGCGCUGUGCCUUGGUACCAAGCAUGACAAGAACAGCCUUGAAAUGAAGACUAAUCAGAAGAUUUUUUCAUGAAGGAUUCCCCGAGGAAGAGAAGACACUAUCUUGUGUUCAUGUUUGACAUUUGACUUGAGAUCUUUGAUCAAUGAGAAGUAAAAUUAUCUGUGAGCUAACUGCGUAGGAUUUCCGAAGUAGGAUUUCCGAAGCAACGUUGAUUCGAGAGGAUCGUUUGGGUUUGCUCUUGUUGGUGAUAUCCUCUUGGUUUUUGUAAAAAGACAGCAGGAACCGGUUUUGGGUUCAUGUAAUAUUGAAUGCUAAGAAGUUAUGUGAGAGAUUUUCAGAUA